Molecule: messenger RNA, 597 nt
Organism: Ipomoea nil (Japanese morning glory)
Lineage: Eukaryota; Viridiplantae; Streptophyta; Magnoliopsida; Solanales; Convolvulaceae
Product: zinc finger protein 6
Exons: 1
Coding region: 1-597 (198 amino acids)
Source: RefSeq, a predicted model, not a curated record
AUGGAAAUUGAUCCAAUCAACGUCGAGAAAUCGGAGCAACUGAGAUGGAGCAGCUCAGACGAACAAAGCUUGGGCAUGGGCCGCGUUAGGCUCUACCGCUGCACCUUUUGCCAGCGAGGUUUCUCUAAUGCACAGGCGCUCGGAGGCCACAUGAACAUCCACAGGAAAGAUAGAGCCAAGCUUCGGGAGUUUUCCGGCGACAACAACUUGCUUUCCCUCAGCGUCUCCGCUCACCCUCAUGCUCACGAUUCGCCGUCGCCGCAGCGCGUUGAUUCCGGUGAUGAACAGCCUGCAGGUAGUCCCCCGGAGCGGCCGCCGGAAGUGGGAGACGGUCAUGUCCCCAACGGGAAAGCUAAUGGAAGGGAAGAUCUUUUGCUUUUACCCUUGUUCGUUGAGAUCCCAUCGCCGGCUAACAACGGAAAGGAGAUUAGCAGUGUGGUUGGGGAUGUUCCUAAGGCGGCCGUGCAGUUGAGCGACGACGGUUCACCGCCAGCGUCGCCGGAGUUGGACCUGGAGCUCCGAUUAGGAGUGGAGCCUCAGCAACAUGAUUCGGUAGUGAACAUCCCGCCGAUCAACCAAGUUAUUAGCCAACACUAG